UCAUGUGUUGUAAAGCUGACAUUAAAUGGACAGUCUGAGUAAGUUAAGAAUAAGGUGUGGUGAAUACUACAAAUAAUAAGCAAAGCAGUUUUCUGGCAUACAAAACAGAACCAGUUAUUGCAGAAAAUGCUCAAGUUGAUAUAAAAAAUACCAGUAUUUAUUAUUACUACAAUAAACGAUAACCACAAAGUAAUAUUGCUAUGUUCAUGUAAUGGAGAUUAGCUGACCAUAGCCUCAGAGGUUUUCUUUGUAUAUAAUGAUGUUAUUUUUGCUAUGAUUUUGCAGUUUUUUCAGAAUAAUAAUAAAAGAAGUAGUUUUUGUAUGUAUACAAUUGUUUAAAGGUGUAUUUUUUAAAAUGAAAGCAAAACUUUCAGACAAUUAAAUGUUUAAUUUUAUUUUAAUAAUUUUAUAAUUAUUUUACCAUAUCCAUGUAAAAAAAUCUUACCACACAAUUAUGUUUUUAUGGUAAUUGCAAUAAAAGAUAAAUGUUAUUUCAAUUUCUUCAAACUGAAUGGGUCAUCUUGUGUUAAAAAUUCAUCGUUAAUUUACUUUACAUAUCGGAUGAAACAGAAGUGCAUACUAUUUUACGAUCUUUCGCUCUUGACAAAUGAAGGAAGUUGGUAGACGCAUGUCUUGUGUUGCAUGUUUUUGUUUUUAGAAGAAUAAAAUAAAAAUAAAAUGAAACAAAAACAUUGGAUAGACAUUCAAUAAAACAAUAUGGCAGGAGAAGUUUGGAGACCUACAGAAAGAAAUACAAAAUAUGGAGUUGCAGUGUGCAAUUUUCAUGCUAACACAAUUCUUCAUGGAUUGUCCCUACGAAUUGGAGAAACAGUUCAAAUACUCGAGGAAUGUGGAGAAUGGUUUAAAGGUCGAUUAAUGAGAAAUAGUCAUAUGAAGGGUAUAUUUCCAAAAAACUGUAUUAAAAUUAAAGAUGCCAUUCUGAAUAAUCCUGGGCCAUAUGAAAUGGUUACGCCAGUUUUAGAACCAGUUGUUGAAGAAGUAACUGGAGUCCUUCGAGAAUGGGGAAUACUACUUAAAGAUUUUUAUUUGGAAAGAAAAAUGCAACUAUAUUCAGUUUUAAGGGAAACUAUGAAUCAACUAAUGGAGCACAGAAGAGAAAUUAUAUUCGGUAAACUAACUAAGGAUCAGCAGAGUGAAGUUCGUGAAAAAGUUACAUUAAAAGUUGAUGUUAUCAAUAGGAAACUUAACUUAGAUCUUGUACCACGUGUGGAUAGUGAAGUUAUCGAUGCAGAUGACACAAGUCUUGUUGAGCUUUACAAAAUUCAUGUAGCUAGCUCCGAACGAACAAAGCCAACUGCAAAAGAUGGUAGAAGAGUAAGCAAUAAGUUUAAAACGUUGACAAAAUAUCCAACUGUGAAAAGAACUGCACCAGUGCCAGAGAAAGGUGUGGUUAGCCAUCAUGUUUUUAUAUCGUUUAAAUCGUUCAUGUGCAACGUUGGUGAUGUAUCAAUUCUUUUAUUUGCUUUGUACGAUGCAAAAUCUGGUUCAUACAUCAGUGAGAAGUACAUGGCAAAACUUACCAAAGCUGGCAUUCCAUUUGAUUUGGAACUCCUAGGAAAGCAGUUUGGUAUUUUUACUGAUUUGACAACCUCUGAUAUGAUGAAAGAUGUGUAUCUGGUAUGCAAAAUAUUUAGAAAAGGAAAACUUGUAGCAGAUUCCAAGAAAACAGCUAAUGCUGAGUAUAGAAGGCCAUAUGGAGCUGGAGUUAUUGACCUUUAUGAUGUUAUUUCUGGAGAUCAUGACGAUGAAAAAGAAUAUACAAUACCAAUAUACAAUUGUAAUGAAGUUGAAUUCCAUGUGCUGGAAGAUUAUAUAAUCAGAAAACAAAACGCAAAAUAUAAUACUUUUGGUUCAAAUGCUUAUGGUGUGUGUGUAGAAGUAAAAGUGUUUCACGGGGAUGUAGAAAAGGUUGUCAAAGAAAAAGGAAAGUGUACAUUAACACAACGACUUGGUUUCCCAGAGGUCAUACUACCUGGUUAUGUGAGGAAUGAUUUUUAUGUGACAUUGUGCAAAGCAGAUUUCGAAAAAGGUUCAAAGUCAUCUAGUAAGAAUGUUGAAGUUGCUUUAUGUGCAGUAUCAGAUCGUGGACAAGUAUUUAACGAUUGCAUCUAUAUUGGAUCAGGAGAUAAACCUGUGUCAGAAUACCGUUCCUAUGUUCUCUAUCACUCGAAUUCACCCAACUGGAACGAGACUAUCAAAGUGUCUCUACCAAUCGAACAAUUUCAUACUGCACAUCUUAGAUUCACAUUCAGUCACUGCUCAAGAAAUGAAGGUAAAGUUAAAGGGGAAAGAAUAUUUGGUUUUUCUUUCAUCAAGCUUCUACAGAAUGAUGGCACUGUUAUUAAGGAUGACACUUACGGUCUUUUCAUAUACAAGUUAGACAAUUCUAUUAACUUCGCAUCUGUGCAAUCAUAUCUUCGGCUGCCACAUAAUCGUUCUGAACUGACCAAGCAAGAAACAACGGGUGUGGUAUUUGCUGGCCCCCACAGAAAUAGUAAAGAAAGUUUCACGAUUCGCACUUUACUCUGUUCAACUAAACUUACACAAAAUUCUGAUAUUGUUCAUCUGUUGCAAUGGCGGAAGUUGAAACACGAAGAAAUUUUAAAUGCUCUAGAGUCACUGUUGAAGGUGUCACCUGAAGAAGUGAUCAAGUUUCUUCAAGAUGUGUUCGAUGCGCUCUUUAAUAUUUUAUCUGAGAAUAAUAACGAUCUCUCGGUGCCAGUGUUCAAAGUUUUAGUUUCCAUAACAAAGAUUGUCGAGGAAGUGAAAUACGAACAAUUUAAAUCAACACUAAGUACCUAUAUUGAGCAACAUUUCAGUGCAGCGCUAGCAUACAGGUCACUGAUAUACAGUUUAUGUCAAGUGGUCGAAAACUGUCUGGAUAGCAAGCUGAAAAUUACUUUGAAGAAUUCGAUGCUGAGUAUCAUGUACAUCUGCAAAACAAUAAUUCGUUCAUACCAACUUCACAACAGUUCAACUGAAAAUACAGAAGUGUUAAGUGAUUUUAAAGAACUUCUGGAGAAAUUUUUCAGGAGUAUUGCAAACAUGAUGGGAGUGGCCAGUGAAACUCUAAAUGAGACUAAGAUUGACUUUUUAAGAAACUUACCUAAGCUGUGUGAUGAUGUUAUUCUCGUGUUGACUGAGCAUGAAUUCAGUGUUUUAGUUGAAGAGAUAAUUAAUGCUAUUCCAAAGACAGCAAGCUCGACAGUGCAAGCACAAAAACUGUUGUGUCUACAAAAAAUUGUCGAUAGUAAUUUGUUUAUCAACGCAGAUGGACGUGAAAUCCUUAUGCCGCUCGUUUUAAAGAACUUAAGUUAUCAUAUGGAACGAAAACAAGAGUUGAUGAACUGUCUUGAUCUUCUGGGAGAUUGUAUAACCGCUGUUCAACAUUUGGGCACCAGUGAAGUGUCAAAUGACAUCAGUUUGCUUAGUUCUUCCAUGUUGAGUAUUCUUCUCAACGUUAUACUUACCAUUGAUCGAAGAGGACAGAUGACUGGUUUAUCUGUGGCUUGUCUACUUGGAAUACUAAAAUUAAUGGAAAAAGAACAUUACGAAAAUUAUUUAGAAGUUUAUGAAAAUAAAAUUGAUUUAAGAGAUUUUAUGAAGAAAUUAACCGUAGCUUUUAAAGAAUUGCUGACAAUGGAAAUAUUCCCUAAGGAUUGGUUUACAUUGAAAACUGCUGGGAAUCACGUUAUUCUAACCGCUGUGCAGUAUUUCUCGAAAGCAUUUACAGAUUACUUUCUGGAGAGUGAAUAUUUCGAUCAACAGUUGUGGCAAAAUUAUUUCCAGUUAUCAGUUCUGUUUUUAACGCAACCGACGUUGAGCUUGGAAUCUUUCCCUACUGCUAAGCGAGCAAAACUUCUGAGAAGGUAUGAUGAUAUGAGACUUGUUAUGGGAUUCGAGAUUCACGCAAUGUGGGAUAUGCUGGGUAACAUGAAGAAAUAUUUCAUACCUGCUUUGAUUGGCGCGUUUUUAGAGAUGACGCUCGUUCCUGAGCUUGAACUGCGAAAAGCUACCAUUCCAAUCUUCUACGACAUGAUGAAAGUUGAGUUCGCUGAGCACCACACUUUUAAAAGGGUGGAAGCAGAAUUAAUCGAGAAAUUAGAACUGUUGAUGAAUCAUAAAAAAGGAGAUUUGGAAUUUCAGGAAUUAUUUCAUGAGAUAAUGUCGAACAAAUUCACAGAGUGUCGAGAUCCACAACUACACGAAGAAGGCUUGAAAUCAGUUCAUUCCAUCACAGAACUGUUAAAACGGUUGCUUGAUUACAGAGUUGCAAACAAUGAUGAUAGCAACAAUGACCAAAAGAUGUUGUGCACUGUGCGACUGCUGGAAUUUUACAAGGAUCUCGGACGUCCAGAUAUGUAUAUCAAAUACAUUUACAAACUGGUUGAAUUACAUGUGUUGUGUAACAAUUACACAGAAGCUGGCUUCACUUUACAACUGCAUGCGUCACUCAUGGAUUGGACAGAUACUGAAUUGCCAAAGUUUUUAAAAUUUCCGAAACAGCAAGAGUGGCAUAGAAAGGAACAGUUGUAUCUAGAGAUAAUCGACUACCUUGAUAAAGGAAAGACAUGGGAAAGUGGUAUCACAUUAUGUAAAGAGUUAGCUCAGCUGUACGAAAACAAAAUCAUCGACUACACAAAACUAAGUGAAAUCUUGCGCAAACAGGCUUAUUUUUAUGACAAUAUAAUGAAGCAAAUGAGACCAGCUCCGACGUAUUUCCGCGUUUCGUUUUAUGGGCGCGGUUUCGCGCAUUAUUUGAAGGACCAGGUCUUGAUAUACAGAGGUCUGGAACUAGAAACACUUGCUGGAUUUACAUCUCGUAUAAAAAAUGAAUUUCCUGGCGCUGAGAUCAUGUACAAAAACACUCCUCCUGAUGUCUCCAUCGUACAGGGCAUUGGACAACAUAUUCAAAUAUGUAAUGUGAAUCCUGUCACGAAUGAGGGGAUUUUUGAAGUUAAAACCGUCGACGAAAAAAUUUCCAGUUAUUACCGAUCCAAUGAAGUGACGCAAUUUGUGUUCUCCAGACCGUACCAUAAAGGAGAAAAAGACCCAGCCAAUGAGUUUAAGACGCUGUGGUUGGAACGGACAAGUCAUUGGACAAAGAGAAAGUUUCCCAACAUUCUAAAAUGGAGCACCAUCGAAUCUACCAGAAAGGUUGAUAUGACUCCAAUCGAAAAUGCAAUCGAAUCAAUCUUAUCGAAAAAUCAGGAGCUGGUCAAUAUUAUUGAAGAAUAUAAAGAAAAGAAAAAUGCAAAUGUUAAUCGAUUGAGCAUGAUAUUAAAUGGAGUCAUUGAUGCAAAUGUUAACGGUGGUAUUUCUAACUAUCAAAAUGCGUUUCUUUCGGAUGAGUAUUUAUUUUUCAAUGGUGACGACAUUGACAAAGUGCAACAACUGAAGACUCUUUUACAAGGCCAGUCAAAUAUUUUGAAAGAAGGUCUGGAUAUUCAUGAAACGUUCGCAACUGAGCAGUUAAAACCUUUUCAUGAGAAAAUGGUAAUGAUGUACUCUGCGAUGAAAGUCAGUGUCGAAACUGGACAGCAAAUGGAGAAUGUACUGGCACGUCCGAAUUCAAUUAACUUAACGGGAACUGCACCAGGACGGGCUUCGCCAAAAACCAACUCGCCUAGGAACUCACCACUUGAAACUCGUCGCGUCGGUAACAAUCUAACAAAAACGUCGUCGGAUGGUGAAAUUACCCCCAGAAGAGAAAAGACCCCGGGUAAAACCAUAUCAACGUCUCUUCAAAACAUGUUUCGUCGCAGUAGUGUACCACACAUGGCAUCCGGUGAAAGCACUCCCGACAGUAAAAAGGCCCCACCGCUACCCCCUCGCCGUACUUCAGUGCCAUCAGUAACUGGUGAAGAGGAUUUGCAGUCGUCACCGACAAUACCUUCGGAUAUUCCACCUGCAGCUCUAAAAAGACUUGGUCUCCAACAAGCUGGUUUGACUGCUUCUGCACCAAGUUUAGCCUUUAUAAAAGAAGAAGAAGCCCCUUCCCUUCCACCUCGACAGAAGCGCCACACAGGCGAAGAGUCUCAUAGUACUUUUUUUACAGAAGUCGUUAAUUCCCUGGAAGUGAACCGCGACAGUGUAUUUGACAGUUCAGAAAGUUCAUUUGGAAGCAGCCAGAAUGUAGAUGAUAGUCAAGUGCCAUCUUCACGUACCAGUAGCACGGACGGACGUGAUGACGGUCUAAACUCGCGAACUCUUGAUGGGUUUAAAGAGCCAACUUCAACUGAUUUACAAAAUAUGAAAUUAUAUGGUAACAUUUCACAUGAAAAAAUUGACGAUAAAGAUUUUUAUGAUUCUCCUAAAGAACUUGUUCCAAUUAUGUAUUUCGGAGAUGAUGCCCCGCCCGUGCCUGCCCCUCGAAAUAUUCAAGGAACUCGAGAAAGACCGAAGGUUCCAGCACGAAGAUCUGUCACGCAAGUUGAUGUAAACAAUCAAGGUGAGGAGGAGGAUGAUGAAAAUGACUCUCCACCGCCCUUACCUCGAAAAUCUUCUUUUCGAAAAAUAAGUUAGUUCAGUUUAACUCAUAAUUUUGUGUGUUUUAUAUUUAGUUGAUAAACAAUUGUAAAUUUAAAUUCGAAUUUGUCUUUUCAAUAUUUAUCUCUUUUUGUGUGUAAUUAAAUUAUCUGUCUUCUUAUAAACUUUUUAACAACAAAGAAAUCAUGCUUACCGUUUUAUUGCCGAGACUAGAGUAAGUCUUGUCAGUUAGGUGUGUAAAAAAAGUGAAUUAUUUUUUACUCUGUUAUUGUUUAUAUUUUCAGAUAGAAUAUUUAAAGCAAAACACGUAAUUGUUUGAUUUUUUUUCAAAUUUCUAUUUUUGAUUUGUUUUUAUACCAGCAAUUUUGUAUUUUUUUUAUAAUGCUUUCAACCUCGUCCAAACGCAAUAAUUUUCAGUUAAACGGAUUCUUAACUUAGAGAAACAUUUCUUAAGGACUUAACACGGAUGACCCCGUUUGCGGUUGUCCAUAAAUAAGGUUUUCAUCCGAUUUCCCGGAUUUUUUCCCGGGAAUCGCGAAAAAUACACGAAAUUUAACCCUAAUUAUUUUUAAACACUGAACUUAUAUUUUUUGGUUAAUUUUUUGUCGAUAUAUUGUACAUAAUUUUACAUCGGUUUAGUACCAAAAUAUGCAGAAUGAAA
This is a messenger RNA of Hydractinia symbiolongicarpus, 7171 nucleotides long. RefSeq names its product dedicator of cytokinesis protein 3-like. Lineage: Eukaryota; Metazoa; Cnidaria; Hydrozoa; Anthoathecata; Hydractiniidae. Gene Ontology annotation, cellular component: plasma membrane; cytoplasm. Gene Ontology annotation, biological process: small GTPase-mediated signal transduction. The record is from RefSeq and is a predicted model, not a curated record. The transcript is spliced from 58 exons. Gene Ontology annotation, molecular function: small GTPase binding; guanyl-nucleotide exchange factor activity. Bases 718 to 6546 code for a protein of 1942 amino acids.